AUGUACGCCUUCCUGAUUCUGAAUAUCUGUUUCGUCGUUUUUGUUGGUGUUGGGUGCAAGAAGAAGAAAAACAAUGCGAGUAAACUGAAACCUCGUGACAUGUCAAAAGAAAAAGGAGUUACAAAGUCACCGGCUUCUAAACCAGGAACUCCGACGACUCCUACUCAAGAAGCAGAAAAAGUGAAAACACCGGAACCGGAAGCAGAACCUCCAAUGGCUCCAAGAGAAGCAGAUGAUAAUGAGACAAUCAAUGAAGCACCGUCUCAGUGGAGUGCUAUCAAAUAA
Messenger RNA from Caenorhabditis remanei, 285 nucleotides. RefSeq lists its product as uncharacterized. The record is from RefSeq and is a predicted model, not a curated record. The transcript is spliced from 3 exons. NCBI's taxonomy places the organism in Eukaryota, Metazoa, Nematoda, Chromadorea, Rhabditida, Rhabditidae. The coding region runs from base 1 to 285 and encodes 94 amino acids.